AUGUUUCACCAUUUGAGGGGGAAAAAUGCACUGCAUAACUACCUAUCGAGGUGCGCCUGGGGGAAGUUCCCACCUGGGGUUAUCCCCUACCGGAACCGCGGGCCCAAGGUGAGAGGCCUAACUGUGUUGGAAACUUUGAGAAGACCCAACAGUGGUUAUAGUAAGAAGGGCGACCCAUCGCACACCACAAGGCACAGAACGGAUUGCAAAGGUGGCAAAGCAGUUCCCUUUAAAGAAAAGCAUGAAAGAGACGGACGUAGCGAACGCAGUAACAAGCUAAACGCAGAAACGUCCAUGUACUACCCAAAGAGCAACUCCUUCCCAUAUGUGACUACCGGCAUCUUGCUCAGCAUGGUGGGCAUUUCGUCCUUCUUCCAAUUUUUAAUUUACGACUUGAAAAAUUGUGAGGACGAAUCGAGCAUCCUGCUGAGGGUAAACGAAAUCCUCGCCCAUCUGGAUGCCUACUUUAUAAUUCACGACUUUGAGGGGGGCCCAAGUGAAGGACGCAAUGCAGGCAGGCGUGGUGCCGUGGAGUCUAGCCUCUUCAGUAUCAAAUAUUUGACGUCCCCAUUUUUCACUAAUGAAAAUAUCCUACAGUGCGCAGUUCAGUUGUCCACCUUUUUUUUGGCCUCCAGAUUUCUCGAAAAACAAUUUGGGUCCCUUAAGUUUGGCGCCCUAUUCAUAUGCGGCUGCAUACUUUCCAACCUUCUAACACAUCACUUUUUAAAAUAUCUUACGAACCAAAUGGAAGCAUUAAACUUUUUCAGCUUUGUUCUCAUACACCCUUCUGGGUCCAUGGCUUUUAUAUGUGCCCUGUGCUCCAUUUGCUUCAAAAAUUGUGCCAUCUGGAAGGACAUCCCUGUGCACUGCUCCAUUUUAGUCGUUCCCUAUUUACUUUCUUCCUUUUACGGCCUCUUAUCUUUGUACAAAAUUGGAAAGAACAGUUUAGAAAAGACUCAUGGGGAGGUCGAUCAGGAAGGAGGCGCUCCCAAUCAGAGGAAAUCCCUCCAAAAUGUACACCGUAAAGACCAUCCCUAUGAAGAUUCCCCACAGAUGGAUGUGCCAAACGCAACAAGCAGCAGCCAUGCCAACGUCCCAAGUGAAGCCAUGGAAACUUUAAGGAACUUCCUAAUCGUAAAAGCAUGUGAUGAAGUUAUUAAGAGACGCAAAAAGGAAAAUAUGUUUCCAAGCAGAAAGAUACAGAACCUCAAAAAUGAAUCGCUAAAAAAUAUCAACGAAAUUAAUGACAAGUCGAAGAAAAUAUUUUUUGGUUUGUCUUCUUCCUUUACGGACAUAUGUGGCAUCCUCCUCGCAUCGUGCGGGUCUUUCCUUUUUAAAAUGCUCAGGUAG
Messenger RNA from Plasmodium coatneyi, 1350 nucleotides. RefSeq lists its product as uncharacterized. The transcript has a single exon. Bases 1 to 1350 code for a protein of 449 amino acids. The record is from RefSeq and is a predicted model, not a curated record. Lineage: Eukaryota; Apicomplexa; Aconoidasida; Haemosporida; Plasmodiidae.